This is a messenger RNA of Hydractinia symbiolongicarpus, 414 nucleotides long. RefSeq lists its product as uncharacterized. Lineage: Eukaryota; Metazoa; Cnidaria; Hydrozoa; Anthoathecata; Hydractiniidae. The coding region runs from base 1 to 414 and encodes 137 amino acids. The transcript has a single exon. The record is from RefSeq and is a predicted model, not a curated record.
AUGGAAAACAAGAGCUGCUCAAAUUGUAACGAGAGUCUUUUGCUAGAUACAUUUAGAGUGCUGGGAAAUGGUCAAACUACAAAGACAUGCAUCAAAUGCCUGGAUAAAAAGAAACAGGGGCGUGACAAAAACAAAUGCCCCCAUGGUAGGCGUAGGAACCAGUGCAAAGAGUGCAAGGGAAGUCAGAUUUUUCCCCAUGAAGAAUAUAGGGCUUACUGUAAAGAUUGUGGUGGAAGACAGAUUUGUCCCCAUGAGAGACAGAAGGCUUGCUGCAAGGACUGUAAAGGUAGCCAGAUUUGUAUACAUAAAAGGAUGAGAUCCUAUUGUAAAGAGUGUAAAGGCAGUCAGAUUUGCAAGCACGGGAAAUUAAAGUAUCGCUGCAAAGACUGCAAGAAGAGCAAACAGUCGGAAUAA